CUCCAAUAGAGUCACUUUUUUGUAUGGUUGACCCAGUUAGGACCCAGAGAUGGCCACUGUACUCAGUAGAUUUAAAUCAGAUGGAUUUCUUUUUUGGGUCUAUUUUUAGGCAAGGGUCAAUGCUUAUUAACCCAAGGAUUUGUGGAGAUUAUGAGAGAUUAAGAGUAUUUUAUUGA
Molecule: messenger RNA, 176 nt
Organism: Meloidogyne enterolobii
Lineage: Eukaryota; Metazoa; Nematoda; Chromadorea; Rhabditida; Meloidogynidae
Source: the annotation of a GenBank genome assembly